AUGGGUUGGGGCCGGGCGCUUCUGUGCGGAGCAACUGUAGUGGUGCGGGGUUCAGUGCGGAGCAUGUGUGCCCAGGCGGAGGACUGGCGCUCGGCCAAGGCCAUCUAUGACUUCCACGCCCUGGACAUCGAUGGCAACGACGUUUCCCUGGAGAAGUACCGAGGUGAUGUCUGCAUCAUCACCAACGUAGCUUCCAAAUGAGGGAAGACCCCAGUAAACUACACUCAGCUUGUUGAUUUGCACGCCCGAUACGCUGAGAAGGGUUUACGCAUCCUGGGCUUUCCCUGCAACCAGUUUGGAAAACAGGAGCCCGGGGACAAUGCUCAGAUUAAGGCAUUCGCUGCGAACUACGGUGUGAAGUUCGAUCUGUUCAGCAAGAUCGAUGUCAACGGGGACAACGCCCACCCGCUCUGGAAGUGGAUGAAGGAACAGCCCAAGGGCAGGGGCACCCUGGGCAAUGCAAUAAAAUGGAAUUUCACGAAGUUCCUCAUUAACCGGGAGGGCCAAGUGGUGAAGAGGUACAGCCCGAUGGAUGAUCCCUACGUGAUUGAGAAGGACCUGCCUGCCUACCUGUAGACCUGCUGCUCUCAUGCCUGGUGCUGUGCCCUUGGCCCAGCACCUCUCUUGCUGCCCCUGGAGCCUCCUCACCCAGCCCCCAUGACGGUCUGCCUUCAAACCAGCUUGCUGGGGAGGCAGACCUGAAGAUCCUUGGCGUGCAGCUGCUGGCAGGAGGCUCCCCAGGGCCAGCAGGAGCUGCUGGGCUGCCCUUUGCUGCGGGCACAGAGCGGGCACCGCACAUCCCCCUGGCAAUAAAGAUGUU
Molecule: messenger RNA, 820 nt
Organism: Indicator indicator
Lineage: Eukaryota; Metazoa; Chordata; Aves; Piciformes; Indicatoridae
Gene: GPX4
Product: glutathione peroxidase 4
Exons: 7
Biological process (GO): response to oxidative stress
Molecular function (GO): glutathione peroxidase activity
Source: RefSeq, a predicted model, not a curated record